This is a messenger RNA of Danio rerio (zebrafish), 1879 nucleotides long. It is a transcript of the gene dmap1, whose product is annotated as DNA methyltransferase 1 associated protein 1. Gene Ontology annotation, cellular component: nucleus; chromosome; NuA4 histone acetyltransferase complex. The record is from RefSeq and is marked provisional. Gene Ontology annotation, biological process: chromatin remodeling; negative regulation of DNA-templated transcription; DNA repair. Lineage: Eukaryota; Metazoa; Chordata; Actinopteri; Cypriniformes; Danionidae.
AAAAGACCUCCAUCCGCCGAAAUAGCAUUCAGCUAACGUUCUCCCGUAAAUAAAAACUGACAUAUUUUAGAUAAACAGACUACGUGUCUUUUCCUCAGUGCCUGACCAUGACGACCGGUGCUGAUGUGAGGGAUAUUCUGGAGCUGGCAGGAGGAGACAAUGAUUCAGGACCCAUCAGUAAGAAGGACAUCAUCAACUCAGACAAGAAAAAAGCCAAGAAAGUGACAGAGACUUUAACCUUCAAGAGACCAGAGGGAAUGCACAGGGAAGUUUACGCUUUGCUGUAUUCAGACAAAAAUCGGGAUGCCCCUCCACUUUUGCCGAGCGACACUACACAAGGCUAUCGGACAGUUAAAGCCAAACUGGGCUGUAAGAAAGUGCGGCCCUGGAAGUGGAUGCCCUUUUCUAAUCCAGCCAGAAAAGAUGGAGCCAUCUUCCAUCACUGGAGACGCGCAGCAGAAGAGGGGAAGGACUAUCCGUUUGCUCGUUUCAACAAGACUGUGCAGGUGCCUGUGUACUCAGAACAGGAGUAUCAGAUGUAUCUUCAUGAUGACGGAUGGACAAAAGCUGAAACUGAUCACCUGUUCGACUUGUGCAAACGCUUUGAUCUGCGGUUUAUCGUUAUCCAUGAUCGAUAUGAUCACCAACAGUACAGAAAGCGUUCUGUGGAGGAUCUUAAGGAACGUUAUUACUGCAUUUGUGGCAAACUAACAAAAGUUCGGGCAGGAACAGGAGCGGAGCCCAAGAUCUACAUAUUUGAUGCUGGUCAUGAGAGAAGGAGAAAAGAGCAGCUUGAGAGACUUUUCAACCGCACUCCAGAACAGGUGGCAGAAGAGGAAUACCUGGUCCAGGAGCUGAGGAAGAUUGAGACACGUAAGAAGGAGCGUGAAAAGAAAGCCCAGGAUCUUCAGAAGCUCAUUACAGCCGCUGAUACCACAACAGAGAUGCGCAGAGCUGAACGCAAGGCCACCAAGAAGAAGCUGCCACAAAAACGAGAGACAGAAAAACCUGCUGUUCCUGAAACCGCAGGCAUCAAAUUCCCAGACUUCAAAUCCGCUGGUGUUUCGCUGAGGAGCCAGAGAAUGAAGCUGCCCAGUUCGGUUGGACAGAAGAAAAUAAAAGCAAUUGAGCAGAUCCUGACAGAGCAGGGAGUCGACCUGAACCCCAUGCCCACAGAGGAGAUAGUGCAGAUGUUUAAUGAGCUGCGCAGUGAUCUAGUCCUCGUGUACGAGCUGAAGCAGGCCUACGGUAACUGUGAGUACGAACAGCAGAUGCUGCGGCACCGUUAUGAUGCACUGAUAAAAGCAGGGGGCGCCGUCACACCACAAAGCGAAAGUGGUGGAGGCCUGGACAGUCAAUCCUGGCCCUGUGCUGAUGACAUCAAAACCGAAGCCAAAGAGCAGAUUAUUGAUGUUGUUGGAGCUCCACUUACUCCAAACUCGCGUAAACGCAGAGAAUCAGCCUCCAGUUCCUCAUCUAUCAAGAAGGUGAAGAAACCGUGACACAAAUGACUUUGUAAACUCAAUUGGACAUUUUUGGUAGAGGAAAGAGAGAUGUCUGGCUCUCAGCUGUGAUUGCCUGUUUUGGUCGGGGUCAGAGGCUGAGGUUGUGGUUGUAGGUCAUCUGUUAUCUGCUCUUUUGAUGACCGCUCUCUCUCUCUCUGCUAAUGUAUUCAGCACAAUGACCACCAUCCCUCAAUCCCACCUGCUUCCCUCCUCUCUCCGUCCUCCACACCAAACCUGUACCAUGACACAGACCACCCUUGACAACCUAUUCCAUUAUACCACCUCCUGUGUCCAACCGGCAGCCCAAACCCAGAUGAACUGUAAAUUGGCAGAGAGAGCUAAUCGGCACAUGACAAGAACAGAAGUAGAAAGGA